Molecule: messenger RNA, 3045 nt
Organism: Alosa sapidissima (American shad)
Lineage: Eukaryota; Metazoa; Chordata; Actinopteri; Clupeiformes; Clupeidae
Product: homeobox protein PKNOX2-like
Exons: 17
Coding region: 111-2921 (936 amino acids)
Biological process (GO): monoatomic cation transport; positive regulation of interleukin-1 production; regulation of DNA-templated transcription
Molecular function (GO): channel activity; DNA binding
Source: RefSeq, a predicted model, not a curated record
GGGUCUUACAUGGCAGACGUCACUGGUUGUGUAGGGGAGUAUAGGCUGUGUUGUCAGCCUAGUGUCAGUCUGAUGAAGAUUGGCAUUCAGUCUCCAUGUGAACGGGUCCCAUGAUGCAACAUGUGUCCCCAGCACCAGCACUAACAAUGAUGGCCACACAAAGUGUUCCUCCACCUACGUACCAGGAGAGCCAACAGAUGACGGGAACAACCCAACAGAACUCCAAGGCCCAGCAGGUCCACAUCCCGGCCUCGGCGGCGGCCGCCACCCCCGCCGUGAGCGUGACCCUCGACCCCCAGGCGCAGCUGGAGUCGGACAAACGAGCUGUUUACAGGCACCCCCUGUUCCCACUGCUGGCGUUGCUGUUUGAGAAAUGCGAGCAGGCCACGCAGGGCUCCGAGUGCAUCACCUCGGCCAGCUUCGACGUUGACAUCGAGAACUUCGUACACCAACAGGAGCAGGACCACAAGCCCUUCUUCAGUGAGGACCCCGAGCUGGACAACCUGAUGGUUAAAGCCAUCCAGGUGCUGCGCAUCCACCUGCUGGAGCUGGAGAAGGUGAAUGAGCUGUGCAAGGACUUCUGCAACCGCUACAUCACCUGCCUAAAGACCAAGAUGCACAGCGACAACCUGCUGAGGAACGACCUGGGCGGCCCUUACUCCCCAACACACACCAGUCUGCAGCAGGAGUUGCUGCAGACCUCGUCCCCGUCCCUGACGUCCGUCUCCAGCUCGGUCAACUCCUCAGGCAUCGUCGUGCCAGCUGGCUCUCUUCAGCAGGGCAACGUCACCAUGACCACCAUCAACUCCUCCGUAGUGUCAGGUGGGACCCUGUAUCAGCCUGUUGCCAUGGUGACAUCGCAGGGACAGGUGUUAACCCAGGCGUUGCCCCAGGGAACCAUCCAGAUUCAGAACGCCCAGGUAAAUCUGGACCUGUCCUCCCUCUUGGACGGCGAUGACAAGAAAUCGAAAAACAAGAGGGGGGUCUUACCCAAGCAUGCCACCAACAUCAUGCGCUCUUGGCUGUUCCAGCACCUCAUGCACCCAUACCCAACCGAGGACGAGAAAAGACAGAUUGCGGCCCAAACAAAUCUCACCUUAUUACAAGUUAACAACUGGUUCAUAAAUGCUCGCCGGCGCAUUCUGCAGCCCAUGCUGGACGCCAGCAACCCGGACCCUGCGCCCAAGACCAAGAAGAUGAAGUCCCAGCACCGUCCGACACAGCGCUUCUGGCCCGACUCCAUCGUGGCGGGGGUUCUGCAGACGCACGGACCGCUCGGAGCCAACCGCUCAGACAACUCCAUGGUGAUGGACGGUCUGCAGCCUCUCUCCUCGGACUCAGCCACUCUGGCCAUGCAGCAGGCCAUGCUGGCGGGGACGGACGAGUCAAUGGACGGGACUGAGGAGGAGGAUGAGGAGGACGAGGACGAGGAAGGCAUGGAGGACGAAGAGGAGGAGGAGGAAGAGGAGGAAGAAGAGGAGAGAGACGAGGGAAGGCACAUGGGCGGCGCGGGGAGAAGAGAUCAAGGCCUUGACCAGUCAGACGGCCUGAAGAGCACUAAAGAAGCCCAGCCAUCCAUCACCAUGUCCAUCGCCAACACGGCCGCCCAGGCCAUGCUGUCCGACGCCCUGGUGCGGGAGACGGGCGGUGACAUCCGCCUGCGGCACCUGGACCUGGAGCUGCCGCUCGACCGAUUCAUCAAGUUUGUGUCCGUGGGGCUGCCGCUGCUGCUGGUGUCCAUGGCCUUCGCCAGGGAGAUCUCCAUCGGUCCUCAGAUAAGCUGUUUCCCGCCCAACAACUUCACAGCCAAACAGGCGGCAUACGUGGACACCUACUGCUGGGACUCCCUCAUGCAUCACGAGUUUGACGCGGACGGAAACUUCGAGGAGCGCUCUCUGUGGGUGCAUAAAAUGUUCCCCUACUCCCUGCUCAUUAUGGCCAUGAUGAUGUACCUCCCGGCUCUCAUCUGGCGCUUCCUGGCCAUGCCGAGCCUCGGCUCCGACCUGCUCUUUAUCAUCGACGAGCUGGACAAGUCGUACAACCGCUCCAUCCACAUCGCCCAGAGCAUCGUGGACCUGCGUGAGAAAGCCAGCGAUCCUCUGGAGUUCAAGUCUGAGCUCGAGAGGGCCAAGCAGAAACGCUACUUCGAGUACCCGCUGCUGGAGCGCUACAUGCAGUGCAAGCACAGCUCCUACUUCCUGGUCAGCAUGCUGUUCCUGCGCGGCUUCCUGCUGCUGACCUUCAUGUCGGCCGCCUGCCUCUACCUGGUCUACUUCCACCUGUCGGCCUUCCUGCAGGAUGAGUUCAGCUGCUUCGUGCGCACAGGGCUGCUGCGUGACCAGCCCUGGGUGCCCGAGCUGGUCCAGUGCAAGAUCACGGGCCUGCUAGUCUUCCAGGUGAUCAGCGUGACCAAUGGCGCCAUCUACCUGCUGCUGGCGCCCAUCGUCCUUUUCAGCCUCUUCCGGCUGUUCUGCUGGGACACAGGCUUCCUGUCGCUGUACGAGGUGCUGCCCGCGCUGAGUCUGAUCACGGGACGCAAGCUGGGCUGCCCACUCAACGACCUCAACGUGCUUCUGCUGUUCCUGCGCGCCAACGUGGCGCACCUGCGUUCGUACGGCCGCCUGCGGGCCAUCUGCUCGUUGGCGCCCCCGCAGGUGAGGCCGUCCGGCGGCAGGCCCAUGCUGACGGAGGAGGAGGUGGAGCAACUGACCGAGGCCGCCGAGGAGCUGGAGGAGGCCGACCGCGAGGCCAGGGAGGAGGGCAAGCACAACCUAGUGGACAUCAUGACCAUCUUGGGCCGUGCACGGGGUAAUGUCAUCAAUAACCCAGAGCAUUGCCCUGUGGUGGAGGAAAACAUGACUCUGGACUCACAUCAUAACCACCAGGGCUACCAUGAGUUGAAGGAGACUAGAUAUGCCUAGAGCGUCGGCCAAUGGACUGAGCCAACUGUGCGAGACUUCAGAGGCCCGCAGUGGCUGGCUCGGCGGAGUCUCAGAGAAUAGAUUACCCAGAGAGCGGGCUGACUCUGGGACGGACCCAGACCAG